AUGUGCGGGGACUAUAGAAGCACAGUGAAUGCGAGCAUCAAGCCCACAGCGUAUCCCCUGCCAACGGUAGCUGAGUUGCUGGCAAUUCUUCGGGGUGGACAGAUAUUCUCCAAGAUUGAUUUAACACAGGCUUAUCAACAACUGCACUUCGACAAGGCCACUUCAGAAAUGCUGACCAUCAAUACAAUUAAAGGCUUGUACGCAGUGAAACGGCUACCAUUCGGCGUUUCAGCAUCACCAUCUAUAUUCCAACGCUUCAUGGAUACUCUGCUCGCUGGAUUGCCCGGGCUUUGCGCCUAUUUGGACGACAUCCUCAUCAUGGGAGCGUCGAAUGAAGAGCAUUUAGAUCGUCUGGAAGCAGUUCUGCAGCGUUUGCAACAAGCAGGCCUUAAAGCCAACAAAGAAAAGUGCAUAUUUGGUGUACGUGAAGUGCAGUUCCUGGGAUACGGAGUGAGCUCUAAGGGAGUUGAGCCAACGUCUGAAAAGGUCGAAGAAAUAACGAGUCACCAGAACCAGCAAACAAGUCGGAACUACAGUCUUUUUUAG
This is a messenger RNA of Rhipicephalus sanguineus (brown dog tick), 546 nucleotides long. RefSeq lists its product as uncharacterized. Bases 1 to 546 code for a protein of 181 amino acids. The transcript has a single exon. Lineage: Eukaryota; Metazoa; Arthropoda; Arachnida; Ixodida; Ixodidae. The record is from RefSeq and is a predicted model, not a curated record.